CGUUUGUGGGACGGCGGUGCUGUUGCUUCGAGCCGAGCAUCGAUCCACGGAUAGAGCGCCGUGGUGAUUUCUUAGGCGUUCUGCAGCGUAGCAAUACUACAGGAGCUGCUUGCUUUGCAUUGGGACGGUUCCGGCGUGAUGGGCAUGUUAUAAGGUUUUACGUGGGCAUAGCGUGGAUAUUGACAUUGAGCGCCAGCAUGAGGGUUUCGAGGUCCGUUUCUUUCGAUACCCACUGUAGUGUCUUUGUAAUUACGCCUCCCGUUUCAUGAAUCGAGACUUGUGGUUUUCGGCCACGGACCCUUUAAGUUAUACAAGUGUGCCUGAGUCAGUCUUCGUAUGACGCUGGUGAUGUGGGGUAUGAGUCGCACUGCCCCUCCGAACUUCAGUAAUUUCUUGAGCACCACACCGCACUCCCGCAUUUCCCCACCCAUUGCAACAUGAGCGACGCACCACCACCAGCUGCAGCUCCCGCCGAAGCCCCCCAGGCUGAGGGUCCCUCCAAAAAUGCCCUGAAGAAGGCCCAGAAGGAGAAGGAGAAGGCAGAGAAGAAGGCCGCCGCAAAGGCCCGCGAACUCGCCGACCGCACAAAGAAGGAGGCUGCCGACGCCGAGGAUGUGUCCAAGGACUCGUAUGGCGAGCUUCCUCUGACCGGCUCGAAGGAGUUCAAGGCCACGGGCAUCGAGCGCAUCAACCUCGACGACGUCGCCGACCACGUUGACAAGGAAAUCACUUUCCGCUGCUGGGUUGAGAACGCGCGUUCGCAGUCGGCGAAGCUGGCAUUCCUGAACUUGCGCCAGAACCUCAGCACCAUCCAGGCCGUCAUCGCCGCCAGCGACAAGCUCAGCAAGCAGAUGGUCAAGUUCUGCGGUACCGUCAGCACCGAGAGCACCAUCGUUGUCACCGGGCUGGUCAAGAAGGCUCCCGAGCCGAUCAAGAGCGCCUCCAUCCAGGACUUCGAGAUCCACAUCAAGAAGCUCUUCAUCGAGGUCAAGGCCGAGGUGCCCCUGCCGCUGCAGGUUGACGAUGCGGAGAGGCCGCUGCCCGCUGAGGCGGCUGCUGGAGAGGAGCAGAAGGAGGAGGGCGGCGAGCGACCGCUUGUCAGCCUGAACACCAGGCUCAACAACAGGACACUCGAUCUGAGGGCAAAAAUCAACCAGUCUAUCUUCGUCAUCAAGAGCGGCGUUUGCGCCAUCUUCCAGGAGUUCCUCUCGAAGAAGGGUUUCACACUUGUCCAGACUCCCAAGAUCCUGGGUGCUGCUUCGGAAGGAGGCGCCAACGUCUUCGAGCUGAAGUACUUCGACCGCCAGGCGUACCUCGCCCAGUCGCCACAAUUCUACAAGCAGAUGCUGAUUGCGUCGCGCUUCCAGAAGGUCAUGGAGAUUGGACCUGUCUUCCGCGCCGAGAACUCGAACACGGCCCGCCAUUUGACCGAGUUCACUGGCCUCGAUCUCGAGAUGGAGUUCCAGGAGCACUACCACGAGGUCAUGGGUGUCCUCGAGGACCUCAUGCUGUUCAUCUUCAACGAGCUGAACUCGCGCUACAAGCGCGAAACCGACCUCGUCCGCGGCGUCUACCACGUUGAAGAGUUCAAGCUGCCCGAGUCGGGCAAGGUCCCCAGAGUGCCCUUCACCGAGGGAAUCCAGAUGCUGCGCGACGCCGGCGAGACCCUCGGCGACUACGACGACCUGAGCACCCCCCAAGAAAAGCACCUCGGCCGCCUCGUCCUCGAAAAGUACAACACCGACUUCUACGUGCUCGACCAGUUCCCGCUCGCCAUCCGGCCCGCGUACACCAUGCCCUCGCCCCACGACCCCAAGCUCUCCAACUCGUACGACUUCAUGAUGCGCGGCCAGGAAAUCUGCUCCGGCGCCCAGCGCAUCCACGACGCCGAGCUGCUGUCGUCGCAGAUGCGCGCGCACGACCCGCCCAUCGACCCCAACGGCGCGGGUACCAAGGACUACGUCGACUGCUUCCGCUACGGCUGCCCGCCCCACGCCGGCGGCGGUUUUGGGCUGGAGAGGAUCGUGCAGUUCUGGCUCGGGCUGCCGAAUAUUCGCAUGUGCAGCUUGUUCCCCCGCGACCCGCAGAGGGUUACGCCGUAGAGGAGGAAGUGUGUGAGAGCAGGUGGGGAGGCACCAAGAGCUGGCGCUGGAACGGAAGUAGGCACAUUGAAUGAAAAGAAUCACGCCCACUGACUGUCCCCCGCGUGCGUGCGUGAAAUCGACUGCAAGACGCCGUCCGUGAGACAUCCCGAACGCGCGAGCAGCUCCUUUUGCUAACC
Boeremia exigua is the source of this 2281-nucleotide messenger RNA. RefSeq names its product aspartyl-tRNA synthetase-like protein. The transcript has 3 exons. The coding region runs from base 438 to 2102 and encodes 554 amino acids. The record is from RefSeq and is a predicted model, not a curated record. Gene Ontology annotation, cellular component: cytosol; aminoacyl-tRNA synthetase multienzyme complex; cytoplasm. NCBI's taxonomy places the organism in Eukaryota, Fungi, Ascomycota, Dothideomycetes, Pleosporales, Didymellaceae. Gene Ontology annotation, biological process: aspartyl-tRNA aminoacylation. Gene Ontology annotation, molecular function: ATP binding; aspartate-tRNA ligase activity; RNA binding.